Setaria italica (foxtail millet) is the source of this 1809-nucleotide messenger RNA. Its product is annotated as protein ABCI12, chloroplastic. Bases 61 to 1242 code for a protein of 393 amino acids. NCBI's taxonomy places the organism in Eukaryota, Viridiplantae, Streptophyta, Magnoliopsida, Poales, Poaceae. The transcript is spliced from 9 exons. Gene Ontology annotation, cellular component: chloroplast. The record is from RefSeq and is a predicted model, not a curated record.
AAAUUGCCUCAGUCGUGGCCGAGGUCCAGGCCGCUCGAGCCGCCCACGCCCCAUCCGACGAUGGCCGCCGCCGUGCACCUCCGCCCUCUCCACUCGCUCGCCCUCCCUCCCCCCGCGGCGAAGGCCGCGCCCAGCUGGCUCCACCUCCCGGCGAAACCCGGGGCACGGAGGAGGGGUAGCCGACUCGCCCUGCUCGUCUGCUCCGCGUCGUCCCCGGCGCCCGCGGGUCCCUCGUCCUUGGGCGGGGGCAGCGCCGCGGCGUCCGCAGCGGCCAAGUGGGCGGAGUGGAUCCCCCGCGCGGCGGCCGGCGGGGCGGGGGCGGGCCCGGAGCAGGUGCUCAGGCUCAUCUCUGGCGCCGCGGCCACGCCCGUUUGCCAGUUCGUCGAUAAACCGCGCACCUUCCUCCACUCCGUCGACCCGCGCGUCAAGCUGGUGUGGCUCUUGGCCCUUGUUGUCCUACCAGCCAGAUCAAACAUUUAUAUGCGGUUUGGUUUGGUUGCAUUCCUGGCUCUUCUUUCAGUGUGGAUUUUGCCAAAUCAUGUUUGGAAGGAUCAACUUGGAAGGGUUGCUCUCCUUUCAGGAUUCAUAUUCAUAAUGCUGGGAUUUGGUGCCGAUGGUGCGCCUUCAUUAGUUCAGACAAGAACUCCUCCCCCUUCUGUUCUAGGCAUACCAAACGUUCCUUGCUCUACAAGUGGGUAUUCUUACACAAUCAUGAAACUGGGACCACUCCAAUUUACAAGGAAAGGCCUAUCAGUAGCAAGUACUUCGGCAAGCCUCUCCUUUGUGAUAUUUCAAAGCGCGAGUCUCUGCUUAACAACAACCACUCCUGAGCAGCUUGCUUCUGCUUUGUGGUGGUUUAUGAUUCCAUUGAAGCACAUUGGUGUACCGGUACCUGAGAUAAUACUUACACUACUACUUUCGUUGAGGUUCAUUAAUUUAGUAUUUGAUGAGGUCCGCAACUCAGCACUGGCGAUUGUAGCACGGCGGAUAAACUGGAAAAAGCUGUCAGCUAUGGAAACUAUAGAUGUUUUCUUCAACUAUAUCCAGCGAAUAUUCAAAAACAUAUUUGAUCACGCAGAACAAAUAUCCAAGGCAAUGAUAGCUCGAGGAUUUCGUGGUGAUCCAAGCAAUCACAAGAUCUACUUUCUUAGAGAAUCUUCGUUUGGCUUUGCGGAUCUAUUUUCAUUGCUUUGCUUGUUUGCUCUAAUGGGCCUGGCUUCCUAUUCUGAUCAGUUGGUUUGAUGGAAUGCAUUGGAAUUAUCAUGAGAACUUCAUUCCUUAUUAUCGCAAAAUGUGAUUGAACGACUUCAAUUGUAGGCCUUCUUGAAGAAGCACAUUGAAUUUUGUGAAAACAAAGAACAGGAUUUGUUGAGCAAAAAGCUAGAGUUCAAGGUGUAAAUAUACCCUAUUACCCUCUAUCCGAAACCAGUACAAAAGUGCUACACUAACACGAUGUUCCAAGCAGUCAUUUCUAGGCACAACAACAUGCAUCCUUUGGAAGGCAGGAACGAUUUUUUGAUUGACAUCCGAUUCCAGUCAUUGGUAGGCAACUAGGCACAACAUUACAUGCGUCCUUUGCAAGGCAGCAAACGGAUCAUGGAAGGCUAUGGCUGUGUAAAUACGUUGAAAUGUUCAAUGAUGCGUUGUCAGAUUUGAACCUAACUUCAAAAUGGGAAAUGCCGAGUGAAUGCUAGUCAAAGGGAAUUGCCCAGCAAUGCUUUUCCAUUCUGUUGUAGAAACCUUUCAAACAACUAUCCUACCAGUGCCAGUGAUACCAAACUAGUAACAUGAAAAGAAAGUUUACUCUAA